Messenger RNA from Suillus subalutaceus, 414 nucleotides. RefSeq lists its product as uncharacterized. The annotation marks the transcript as partial. The transcript is spliced from 2 exons. Lineage: Eukaryota; Fungi; Basidiomycota; Agaricomycetes; Boletales; Suillaceae. The record is from RefSeq and is a predicted model, not a curated record.
UACCUCAUACGGUAACUCACUUCUUUGGUCAGGGGCACUCAGCUGCUUCAGAAUUAUUUGUCAGGCCAUUUGUCCUGAGUCGAAUAAGGCAGCGAUUGUAAAUGGAGUUGUUUCAGGAUCAAGCUACCAUAUCCAGGUCAGCAGCCGACUAACUCUUUCGCGCAAUGGACUGGAACAGCUAGAGUUCACCGCUUCCGCGGCCUUUCGCGUCGACUAUGGGCUUGCAAACACGUGAAGCUCACCGUCAGAUAAUGAAAACGAGGUUCGUAGUACGGUACUGAUCAUUGUAACAAUGGUGCCUAUUUGCAAGAAGCUUAUAUUCCUGUUGGUCCAUCACUCCGUCACGAAGCUGUUAUUAUCCACGAGGGCAACAUCCUAUGUCAGACAGUAAGUGCAUAUGUAGGUUACCUAGCG